CUGAGGAGGUUGGCCACGAAGCCUGUGGGGAAUUAGCGGCCGGCCUGGAGCGUUCAGACUUCAGAGGAAGCUCCGGUUUUGAAAUGAGUGAGUUUGUGAAGCUGUGAUUUCCUUCAGAUCAAAUGGGGAAUGUGUGUGGCUGCGUGAGAGCUGAGAGGGAAGAGCAGUACUUAGAUCCUGCCAAAACUCCGCUGAGCCCUGACAGACGCUCUCCUGGAAGAAAGUAUUUCAGAGCACAGGCGACCCGGAAGAGUGUAGGUGACCCAGAGUCGACGCAGCAGAAGAGGGAAGAUGAAGGCACGAAGGGUGACAUGCAGCUUUUAGGGCGGCAGCCAGCUCCUCUGUGCAGAGCGCAGGCACCGACGGACUCUGCUGCCCCACGCCCCACCCUGGAAGAUGGUUUUCAGCAAGAGACGACACAGGCUGUAGCUGACAGGGCCAGACCGAAACUUGUCCCCGCUGCUGCAAGCAGUUGGUCUCAUGCAGGGAAAGCGUCCCCUGUUAAGCACAGGGAGACAGAAGCACAGAAGGGUGCUCCAGAUGGAAAGAGUUCAGAGACAGAGAACACUCACUGUUGUGCAGGGAGCAAGCAGCGUGUGGGUGAUGUCGACGCAGGAGAAGGGACAUUCCAGAGAAAAGCUGGGGUUUUUCCUUUCCAGAAGGCAGCCAGCUUAAGCUCCCUUCACUGUGGUACUGAGAAAUCACUUGAAAAAAGUAGCUUUGCUGAAAACCCAUCAAAAACUUGGAGCCGAGUCCAAGAAAGGCAAAACACUGAGAAGUUUUGCCCUUGUGAAACUCACCAUUUUCAGUUUAAAAAAAGGAGAUGCUGCUCCCUCUGUACUGUGUCCUCAGUUUCGAAGGACACAUUUGGCAAUGAGAUAUCUGACAUCCAUGUCACUGGAGAGUCAGAAGAUAUGUCUGCAAAAGAGCGGCUGCUGCUGUGGACGCAGCAGGCCACCGAGGGCUACGCCGGCGUGCGGUGUGAAAACUUCACCACCUGCUGGAGAGACGGAAAGCUGUUUAACGCCAUCAUCCAUAAAUACAGGCCGGACCUGAUAGACAUGAAUACUGUUGCUGUUCAAAGCAACCUUGCAAAUUUAGAGCAUGCUUUUUAUGUAGCAGAAAAAAUUGGUGUUAUAAGACUUCUGGACCCUGAAGAUGUUGAUGUCUCCUCCCCUGAUGAAAAAUCAGUUAUAACUUAUGUGUCAUCUCUCUAUGAUGCAUUUCCCAAAGUCCCUGAGGGUGGCGAAGGCAUCGGUGCAAAUGAUGUUGAAGUGAAAUGGAUUGAAUACCAGAAUAUGGUGAACUACCUCAUCCAGUGGAUUAGACAUCACGUGACUACAAUGUCUGAGAGAACAUUUCCUAAUAAUCCUGUAGAACUAAAGGCACUUUAUAAUCAGUAUUUACAGUUUAAAGAAACAGAAAUCCCACCAAAAGAGACAGAAAAAUCAAAAAUUAAACGCCUCUAUAAACUAUUAGAGAUUUGGAUAGAAUUUGGGCGCAUCAAACUGCUCCAAGGCUAUCACCCAAAUGACCUGGAGAAGGAGUGGGGGAAGCUGAUUGUUGCCAUGCUGGAGCGAGAGAAGGCGCUGCGUCCUGAGGUGGAGAGGUUGGAAAUGCUGCAGCAGAUUGCCAGCCGUGUCCAGAGGGACAGUGUCAUCUGCGAGGACAAACUGAUGCUUGCCCGAAACGCUCUCCAGUCCGAUUCCAAAAGAUUGGAAUCAGGAGUGCAAUUUCAGAAUGAAGCAGAGAUUGCUGGGUACAUACUCGAAUGUGAGAACCUUUUACGCCAGCAUGUCAUUGAUGUCCAGAUCCUUAUCGACGGAAAAUACUACCAGGCAGAUCAGCUGGUGCAGAGGGUUGCAAAGCUGCGUGAUGAGAUUAUGGCCUUAAGGAACGAGUGCUCCGCCGUGUACAGCAAGGGACGCAUGCUGACGGCAGAGCAGACGAAGCUCAUGAUAUCAGGGAUUUCGCAAAGUUUGAACUCAGGGUUUGCACAGACCUUAACCCCCACUCUGAACUCAGGGCUGACCCAGGGUUUAACACCUUCCCUGACCUCGUCCAGUGUGACCUCUGGCCUGUCAUCCGGACUGACUUCUCGCCUGACUCCGUCUGUCACUCCAGCUUACACACCUGGCUUCCCAUCAGGAUUCGUUCCAAACUUUGGUCCAGGGUUAGAGCCGAGCUCUUUGCAGUCUCUGAAAUUGAUGCAGAUUCGGAAACCCCUUCUAAAAUCAUCUUUGCUGGAUCAGAACUUAACAGAAGAGGAGGUCAACAUGAAAUUUGUUCAGGAUCUUUUGAAUUGGGUUGAUGAGAUGCAGGUGCAGCUUGAUCAUACUGAAUGGGGCUCAGAUUUACCAAGUGUUGAAAGCCAUUUAGAAAAUCAUAAAAAUGUUCACCGAGCUAUAGAAGAAUUUGAAUCUAGCCUUAAAGAAGCCAAGAUCAGUGAGAUUCAAAUGACUGCACCUCUUAAGCUAAUUUAUGCAGAAAAGCUGCACAGAUUAGAGAGCCAGUAUGCAAAACUCUUGAAUACAUCCAGGAAUCAGGAACGGCACCUUGACACACUCCAUAACUUUGUAACUCGUGCAACUAACGAACUUAUUUGGUUGAAUGAAAAAGAAGAGGAGGAAGUUGCUUAUGACUGGAGUGAGAGAAAUACUCACAUAGCCCGGAAAAAAGAUUACCACACUGAAUUAAUGAGAGAACUUGAACAAAAGGAAGAAAAUAUUAAGUCAGUUCAGGAGAUAGCAGAGCAGCUUCUUCUAGAAAAUCACCCAGCCCGCUUAACUAUUGAGGCCUACAAAGCGGCAAUGCAGACGCAGUGGAGCUGGGUCUUACAGCUGUGCCAGUGCGUGGAGCAGCACAUAAAGGAGAACACCGCGUAUUUGGAGUUUUUCAAUGAUGCCAAAGAAGCUGCUGAUUACCUAAAGAAUCUGAAAGACGCCAUCCAGCGGAAGUACAGCUGUGACAGAUCUAGCAGCAUUCACAAACUGGAAGACCUUGUUCAGGAAUCCAUGGAGGAGAAAGAAGAGCUUCUGCAGUACAAGAGCACAGUGGCAAGCCUGGUGGGGAGAGCCAAAAGCAUAAUUCAGCUCAAGCCAAGAAACCCUGACUGUCCACUCAAGACCUCGAUCCCCAUCACUGCGAUCUGUGACUACAGACAGAUCGAGAUAACCAUUUACAAAGACGACGAAUGUGUUUUGGCCAACAACUCCCACCGCGCCAAAUGGAAGGUCAUUAGUCCCACUGGGAACGAGGCUAUGGUUCCGUCGGUGUGCUUCACUGUUCCUCCACCAAACAAAGAAGCAGUUGACUUUGCGAAUAGAAUUGAGCAACAGUAUCAGAAUGUCCUCACUCUUUGGCAUGAAUCUCACAUAAACAUGAAGAGCGUAGUGUCCUGGCAUUAUCUCAUCAAUGAAAUUGAAGGAGUUCGAGCUAGCAACGUGGCUUCAAUAAAGACAAUGUUACCUGGUGAACACCAGCAAGUUCUGAGUAAUCUACAGUCCCGAUUUGAAGAUUUUCUGGAAGACAGCCAGGAAUCCCAGAUAUUUUCGGGCUCAGAUAUAACACAGCUGGAAAAGGAAGUGAAUGUAUGCAAGCAGUAUUAUCAAGAACUUCUUAAAUCUGCAGAAAGAGAAGAGCAAGAGGAAUCGGUUUAUAACCUGUACAUUUCUGAAGUUAGAAACAUUAGACUUCGGUUAGAGAACUGUGAAGAUCGGUUGAUUAGACAGAUCCGAACUCCCCUGGAAAGAGAUGAUUUGCAUGAAAGUGUGUUCAGAAUCGCAGAGCAGGAGAAACUAAGGAAAGAGCUGGAACGACUUAAAGAUGAUUUGGGAUCCAUCACAAACAAGUGCGAGGAGUUCUUCAGUCAGGCCGCCGCCUCUCCGUCCAUGCCCACCUUACGAUCUGAGCUCAGCGUGGUGCUUCAGAACAUGAAUCAAGUCCACUCCAUGUCUUCCACGUACACGGAGAAGUUGAAAAGAGUAAAUUUGGUAUUAAAGAACACUCAAGCUGCAGAAGCCCUUGUAAAACUCUAUGAAACCAAACUGUGUGAAGAAGAGGCUGUUGUAGCUGACAAGAACAAUAUUGAGAACUUAAUAAGUACUUUAAAGCAAUGGCGAUCUGAAGUAGAUGCAAAGAGAGAGGUUUUCCACGCGCUGGAGGAUGAGCUGCAGAAGGCAAAAGCUGUCAGUGAUGAGAUGUUUAAGACUUACAAAGAACGGGACCUUGACUUUGACUGGCACAAAGAGAAAGCAGAUCAGUUAGUUGAAAGGUGGCAAAAUGUUCAUACGCAGAUUGACAACAGGUUACGAGACUUAGAGGGCAUUGGGAAGUCCCUGAAGUACUACAGAGAUACCAGUCAUCCUUUAGAUGACUGGAUACAGCAGGUUGAAACCACUCAGAGAAAGAUUCAGGAGAAUCAGCCUGAAAACAGCAGGACCUUGGCCGCACAGCUGAAUCAGCAGAAGAUGCUGGUAUCUGAAAUAGAAAUGAAGCAGAACAAAAUGGAUGAAUGUCAAAAAUACGCAGAACAGUACUCAGCUAUAGUGAAGGACUAUGAGUUACAAACCAUGACCUACCGGGCCAUGGUAGAUUCGCAGCAGAAAUCCCCAGUGAAACGCCGGAGAAUGCAGAGCUCAGCAGAUGUCAUUAUUCAAGAGUUCAUGGAGCUUCGGACACGAUAUACUUCCCUGGUCACACUCAUGACACAGUACAUUAAAUUUGCCGGUGAUUCAUUAAAAAGACUGGAAGAGGAAGAGAUGAAAAGGUGCAAGGAGUCCUCUGAACGCGGGGCAUAUACAGAUCUGCUUCAGCGUCAGAAGGCAACAGUGAUGGAGAACAGCAAACUUACCGGAAAGAUAAGUGAGUUGGAAAAGAUGGUAGCUGACCUAAAGAAGCAAAAGUGUCGAGCAGAGGAAGAACUUCCAAAGAUCAAGGAGGCUGCAGAAAUUGAACUGAGAAAGCAGCAGAGAAAUGUAGAAGACAUUGCUCUGCAGAAGACAAGGGCUGAAAGUGAAGCCCAGCAGUACCGCAGGGACUUGGAGACCAUAGUGAGGGAGAAGGAAGCCACGGAACAGGAGCUGGAGCGGGUGAGGCAGCUCACCUUGGAGGCGGAGGCCAAAAGAGCAGCCGUAGAGGCAAACCUCCUGAAUUUCCGGAAUCAGCUAGAGCAAAACACCAUGACGAGAAGGACACUGGAAGACCAUCUCAAAAGGAAAGACUCCAAUCUGAAUGAUUUGGAGCAACAGAAAAGUAAGUUAAUGGAAGAAUUAAGAAGAAAGAAAGACAGUGAGGAAGAACUCUUGAAGAUGGUAAAGCAGAUGGAAAGAGAUCUUGCAUUUCAGAGACAGGUUGCAGAGAAGCAGUUAAAGGAAAAGCAAAAAGUUGAAUUGGAAGCAAGAAGAAAAAUAAAUGAAAUUCAGUAUUCAUAUAGAGAAAGUACACUGCCCACACAGGCUUUGUCUUGUAUGGGAAUAGGAGGUCUUCAGAAAGAACAUGACAGACAGAAGGCGGAGGAACUCAGACAGCAAGUGGAUGAGCUGACUCUCGCCAAUAGAAAGGCUGAGAGGGACAUGAGAGAGCUGAAGUACGAGCUUAAUGCCCUCCAGCUGGAGAAGACUUCAUCUGAGGAGAAGGCGCGUUUGCUGAAAGAUAAACUGGAUGAAACAAAUACUGCACUAAGUUGUCUCAGGUUGGAGUUGGAAAGGAAGCAUCAGGUAGAGGAGGGGUAUUCUCAGCAGCUUAGGGAACUUAGCAGACAGCUGAGCCAAACCACACAUAAAGCAGAAGAAAUCAAGCAAGAAGCAGAUGACCUCAGGAAAAUAAAGCACACGUAUCAGUUAGAAUUAGAAUCUCUCCAUCAGGAGAAAGGGAAGCUACAAAGAGAAGUAGACAGAAUCACCAGGGCACGUGCUGUGGCCGAGAGAGACAUCCAGCGUUUAAAUUCUCAAGUUGAUUCUGUUCAGGAUGAGAAGGGAUUCUCCAGUGAAAGAGCAAAACUGUGCCAGAGAAAAUCAGAUCAUCUGAAAGAACAGUUUGAGAAAAGCCACGAGCAGUUGCUUCAAAAUAUUAAAGCCGAAAAGGAAAAUAAUGAUAAAAUUCAGAGGCUUAAUGAAGAAUUAGAAAAAAGUAAUGAGUGUGCAGAAGAGUUGAAGCAAAAGGUUGAUGAGCUCACCAGGCAGAAUAAUGAAACCAAGCUGAUGAUGCAGAGAAUUCAGGCAGAGUCAAAGAACGUAGUCUUAAAGAAACAGGCCAUCCAGCACAGAUGCGAAGUGCUGAAAAGCCAGGCUGAUGGUUUUAAGGAUCAGUUGCGGAAUACAAAUGAACACUUACAUAAGCAGACAAAAGCAGAACAGGAUUUCCACAGAAAAAUUAAAAGCCUAGAAGAAGACCUGGCCAAAAGUCAGAAAUUAGUAAGUGAAUUUAAGCACAAGUGUGACCAGCAGAACAUUAUCAUCCAGAAUACUGAGAAAGAGGUUAGAAAUCUGAGUGCUGAACUGAACGCUUCUAAAGAGGAAAAGCGUCGUGGGGAGCAGAAAGUUCAGCUGCAGCAAGCUCAAGUGCAAGAGUUAAAUAACAGGUUAAAAAAGGUGCAAGAUGAACUGCACCUAAAGACCAUUGAAGAGCAGAUGACCCACAGAAAGAUGGUUCUGUUCCAGGAGGAGUCUGAUAAAUUCAAACGUUCAGCAGAAGAGUUUCGGAAAAAAAUGGAGAAGUUAAUGGAGUCCAAGGUCGUCACUGAAAAUGAUAUCUCAGGUAUUAAACAUGACUUUGCAUCUCUGCAACAAGAAAACUGCAGGGCUCAAGAGAAUGCUAAGCUUUGUGAGACAAAUAUUAAAGAACUCGAAAGACAGCUCCGACAAUACCGUGAGCAAAUGCAACAAGGACAGCAUGUAGAAGCAAAUCAUUACCAGAAAUGCCAGAAACUGGAAGGCGAGCUGGUAGCCCAGAAGAGUGAAGUCGAAAAACUGAAGCAGAAGAUGGACCAGCAGAUAAAGGAGCAUGAACAUCAGUUAGUUUUGCUCCAGUGUGAAAUCCAAAAAAAGAACAUUGGCAAAGACUGUACCUGCACACCAGACUUUGAGGUGACCGUAAAGGAGCGUCAGUGUUCUGGAGAGCUCCCCUCUAGGAGCACUGGACCCCUUCAUCCAAGUGCAGGGUCCCCGCUACUCAGAUGGCCUCAGGAGCCACAGCAGGGAGGGCAGGUUUGUGAACAGAUGCCAAAGGAAGUCCAGUUCCAGCUGCCAGGGGCUCCACUCGAGAGAGAAAAAAGCCAGCAGUGUUAUUCAGAGUAUUUUACUCAGACAAGCACCGAGUUACAAAUAACUUUUGAUGAGGCAAACCCUAUUACAAGACUAUCAGAAAUAGAGAAGCUAAGAGGUCAAGCUCUGCACAGCUCCAGCCUACCUGUUAGGUACCAAGAUGACAAACAGGAGAUGGAGCUGGUGAAGCUUUUGACCCCCUUGGAGAAAUCACUGGAAGAAGAAAAGAAAGAGCAUGUCGAAAAAGCCAAAGAAUUGCAGAAAUGGGUAUCAAAUAUCAGCAAGACACUGAGAGAUGGUGAGAAGGCUGGAAAAUCUCCCUUCUCUAAGCAAAAGAUUUCCAGUGAGGAAUUAUCAACCAAGAAGGAACAGUUAUCUGAAGCACUUCAGACCAUGCAGCUGUUUUUGGCUAAACAUGGAAACAAAAUGACAGAUGAAGAAAGAAACGAAUUAGAAAAGCAAGUGAAAACUCUUCAAGAAGGAUAUAAUUUAUUAUUUAGUGAAUGUCUGAAACAGCAGGAAGAAUCACAAACCUCAGGAGAUAUCAAUGUAGAGGAGAAGCUGGAUAAAGUGAUUGCAGGCACCGUUGAUCACACAACUGGAGAGGUCCUUUCAGUCUUUCAGGCAGUGUUAAGAGGCCUCCUUGACUACGACACAGGAAUCAGGUUGCUUGAGACACAGCUGCUGAUUUCUGGUCUAAUUUCACCAGAAUUAAGAAAGUGUUUUGACCUCAAAGAUGCCAAAAGUCAUGGUCUUAUUGACGAACAAAUUCUGUGCCAGCUCCAAGAACUAAAUAAAGUUAAGGAGAUUAUUUCUGCUUCAUCAUCUAGCGAAAUUCCUGUACUCAAUGCUUUAGCUCAAGGCAUGAUAUCAGAGUCCAUGGCCGUUAAAGUUCUUGAGAUCCUGUUUUCUCCUGGAUUUCUCACUAUCCCAGCCACUGGUGAACACUUAACCUUGCAAAAGGCUUUCCAGCAGAACUUGGUUUCCUCAGCAUUGUUUUCUAAAGUACUAGAAAGACAAAAUAUGUGCAGAGAUCUUAUUGACCCCUUUACCUCUGAGAAGGUGUCUUUAACAGAUAUGGUACAAAAAAGUAUUUUACAAAAAAAUACUGGAAUGUGGCUUCUACCUGUGAGACCACAAGAAGGGGGUCGGAUAACAUUGAAGUGUGGAAGGAGCAUCAGCAUCCUCAGAGCCGCUCACGAGGGUCUCAUAGACCGUGAGACCAUGUUUCGGUUGUUAGGCGCACAGCUGCUGUCUGGUGGUCUGGUCGAGGGCACCUCUGGUCAGAAGCUGACUGUCGAAGAAGCCUUGGCAGAGGGCGUGAUCGACGGAGACACCGCCCACAGCAUUCUCGCCUAUCAGGUCCAGACAGGCGGCAUCAUCUCCUCCAACCCCGCUAAACGCCUGACAGUGGAUGAAGCGGUGCAGUGCGACCUCAUCACGUCCAGCAGUGCUCUUCUGAUCCUGGAGGCCCAGCGAGGCUAUGUUGGCCUCAUCUGGCCACACUCUGGAGAAAUAUUCCCCACAUCUUCUUCCUUGCAGCAAGAGUUGAUUACAAAUGAAUUGGCCUACAAAAUUCUGAAUGGCAGGCAGAAAAUAGCUGCCCUGUAUAUUCCAGAAAGUUCUCAGGUUGUUGAUGUGGAUGUCGCUGAGCAGCUAGGAAUUAUAGACAACAACACAGCAUCGAUUUUAAAAAACAUAGCACUGCCAGAUAAAAUGCCAGACUUAGGAGAUUUAGAAGCUUGUAAGAAUGCCAGAAGAUGGCUCUCUUUUUGUAAAUUCCAGCCAUCAACAGUUCAUGAUUAUAGACAAGAAGAGGACAGUUUUGAAGGAGAAGAACCAGGGGCAACUCAGAACUCAGAACAGACUAAGAAAUUAUUCUUAUCUUACCUGAUGGUCAACAGUUACAUGGAUGCGCGCACAGGGCGGAGGCUGUUGAUGUACGAUGGAGACUUGCAGGAGGCUGUCGGCAUGCUCCUGGAUGGCUGCAGUGCCGAGAUUGGUGAGGGUGCAGCAACAGAAGACAGUUUGGGUGCCAUAGACAUCCCUGGCCUGUUUCUUAAUGGUGCUGCCAGUAAGGGGAAGGAUGGAUAUACAGCUUUACCAGCUAGUUCUGAUAAGUGUCAUGGUAGAGAACCUGGCCAUAGAGAGACUCCUGAACAUCAAAAGAGUGUCAUAGAUGAGGAGUUUGGUGAAAUGGGAAAUAAUGCUAUCAGUAGUGAAUUAUGUCAGUCAGAAAGUAUGGCAGACAUGACACCAACUGAUCCUGAAGGUAACACUGUGCUCACCAUGUGUGUUCCCAAUCCUGUGUCCUGUGAACGUACAGAGGGCAGCACACUUCUGCAUGACUGUGAAAACAUACUUAAAAACUGUGAAAAUCAAAGUCAACUUGAAACAAAUGAAAAUGCAGAUGGAUGUACUUAUUCUAAAAACAUUCAAAACUUUGCAUGUGAUCUGGUAGCAAGUCCUGUUGGGAAUUCAAAAACUGAUAGACUCUGUGAUGUGAGUGAAACAAAGAAUAACAUAAAUCAUGAUUCAUCCAGCUUUGUCUACUCUUCCAGGCUGAGUGCCUUAUUACGUCACGAUAAACUGAGACACACUCAGAAUUUUAAUGAUGUUUGCUCCCCAGACAGUGAUGGAAAUCAGUACGAAGCCGCCUCCUCAUCAGCAAGUGACCAAAGCAUGUUAUUAAAUCAAAGAACAGGAAAAAGUGUUGAGGACCAGUUUCUCGGAAUCGCAGCUAUUAACAUCACCUUACAGGGCGAAUGCGGGGAGCAGAAGCCUUUCAACACUGCUUGUAGUCAGCCUCAAGUACAGUAUCACGGUGAUGAACACAUGUCAGAUACUUUGGAUGAGAGUGAAGAAAUGCAAACUGCUUCCCAGAGGACACCUACAAGCAGGCAGAAUGAAUCUGAAGUGGAAGAGUUCUCCUGUGCCAUGGCCCAGCAGUACGGUACCGGCGGCACAAGUGCAUCUCAUGUCUGUGGUGCACGUGUGCUUGAAGAAGCCAUCAGUGCCAGUGACUAUGAGACGUCACUGCUGGACGAUCCACAGAGUGGCACAGGAACAGACACAGAUAGUGAUGAUAACUUUUAUGAUACCCCCUUGUUUGAAGACGAUGACCAUGAUUCUCUGCUUCUCGAAGGUGAUGACCAGGAUUGUCUGCAGCCUGAGGACUAUGACACACUGCAAGAGGAAAAUGAUGUGAUGGGUUCUCCUGCUGAUGUUUUCUAUGAUACUUCAAAAGAGAAUGAAAGUUUUGAGGUUUCCAACUUAAGUGUCCGAGGCAAAGCACAGUGUCAUCAAGGUUUUCUCAUGGCUAUUGAGAAAGCUGAAGUAGACGCUAAUAACAAAAAGCAUUUAAGUUCAUUUGAGUCAGACAAGGAGAAGGAGUGGCCAAUGGAAACCUUAUCGGAAAGGGAACACACAAGUGACCUUAAAGGUGGGGAGUCUGACUCGUUGAUUGAUUGUGAAAGUGCAGGAAGGAAAGGGAGCUAUGGUGAUUCAUCAGAGUUUGAUGACACUGGCAGUUGGAGAAGAAAAGAGUAUGUAACAGGCCAGCCCGAUACUAACCAUUUUGAUUCUUUGCAAAGUGAAGACAGUUAUGGGAGUUUUAUGUGUGACAGUAAUGAUGAAGACGGUGAUGGUGAUGGUGAUGAUAAUGGUGCUGACAGAGCAGGAGGGGUGGGAGAUGGGAGUGACAAGUGUGAAAAUCACCAGUUGUGUGCCAUGGCUGUAAAGGAAAGUAGUAAUGAAAAUCAAAGUGGUGAAAUGCUUCUCUGGGAUAAAAUGCAUAAUUAUAGUUCUCUAGAAACACAGCAAAGUGUAAGUGUGUUACAGUUAGAAUCCACUAGUGAGAGCAGUUUAGCUACUGAAAGAAACAAUCUUCAGGAACACACAACUGGGGUUGUUGGAAAAAACAGAGAAAUUCUGUUGAGUCAUGGGGUAGUACUUACAGAUACAUUGCUGCCUAAUGCCAAAGACGCUGAAUCAGGAACACUCUGUGGGCCUCAAGGUACUUUACAGAGUAGCAUCAGUUCACCUUCUGAAUUAGGGGGUGAUCUAACGAACACAAAGAACAAGGUGUCCCCAAAGCCAGAAUCUAUCAAUCUUGAGAAUAUGACAGCCCAAAUCAACCCAUCUUUUGAUGAAAUCAUUGGAUCCCAGCCCGAAUUAAUAGGGAAAGCUGUGGAAAACCAGUUGUUACUCACAGCCUCUAAAAGUGCUAGAGAUGGCCAGCGAAAUGAGAGAAGCCAAAUGAAAGGGAAAGAUGGCAAAACUGGUGUAAUGGAAGGCACUGUGUCCACCCAGAAAAUGCAAGUAGGUAAAGACAUGCUUAAAAAAGAUCCAGAAGAAGAGGAAAAUAAAUAUCUCAAACAUUCACUUAAUAUAAGUACAAGGAAGAGCCUCAAUUUAGUUAAAAGUCAGCAUCCAUUUCCUCAAAUAAUGAGCAGCGAAGAUGGUGGUCAGAGAGGAAGCCCUGUGAAGGCAAUUGAAACUCUUAAAGAGGCACCAAAAAGCGUACAAACAGUGGUCAGCAGAAGUCCCGUUCAGCUUGAGGAUCUUGAAGACAUAUUUCAGAAAUCAGUUUCCAAGGUGAUCAAUGAUGACCUUACUCCAGACAUUGUAUUACCUGAAGAGAAUGCCACUGCUGAGAAAGGUGCAUUCACCAGUGGACCUGGGAAAGAGCUUGAUCCGCUUACUUUCCUAAAACACUAUGCUGAAAAUAUAGAAGCAAAAGACGUGCUGAAACCAAAUGAAGAUACUCCCAGCCAUGUUUUAAUAGCUGAUUCACCUAUGAGAGAAGGUUUACAAGUAGGAGUUGAUAGUACAGAAGAGAAUUUGAUUUCUACACAAGAAGACUGGCCUCGAAAUAAGAUGCUGCAGCAGAGUGGUCUUAUUACUGAAGAAAGUGCUUCAGAAGGAGGAAUAAAAAUUCCUCAGUUCACACCAGAAAACAGUGAAAUCGUACUUCCAGGCGUGACCCUUAGAGAUGGAGAAGAUAUUGGGAAAACUACUGAUUGUAUGAAGCCAGAGGUCUGUAUGAAUGAAAUAAGAAAUGACAGCUCUACUAGUACUUUAGGUGCUGACUGCUCAUUCUUGGAAAUUGAUGGGAAGAAAGAAAGAAUUGAGAAACAGCCACCAAAAGAACAAACUCUGUCUCCAAAACACCAAGAAAAGGUGAGAAUGAGUACGGAACCAUCUCAGGUGUUUGUGGAGGAUGUAAAGGAUAUCUUAAAAAGCAGAAUGAAAAGUAAUGUGAAUCCUCAAGAGGUGGGUGUCCCUUCAGCUUGUGCAGACCCUGAAACUUUAAUUCACGAUUUAACAAAAAGGAUUAGCUUCUCAUCGCAGUUGGCAAAUGAAGCAUCUGAUAUGCCCAUCGACUCUAAAAUCAGUGACUGCCCUGAACUCCUCCUCCCCAUGAAUAACUUGUCAGAGCUGAAGGUAGAGGGUAGAGAUGAUCUUUUUUCUGUUGCAAAUAUUAACUCUGAAUGUCUCCUGGAUGUACUGAAGCAAAAUCCAUAUAGCCCGAAAAUUCCAGGACUGUUGGAGUUGAUGAGAAAUUUAACCCAGAUGGAAUGUUAUCUAGAGCAAAGAAGUAUUUCAUCUAAAGCACUUCCAGUACAACUUGAAAAUGCUUUCUAUAAGCUGCUUGCUGAUAGAUAUUCAGAAGAAGAACAAAUUAGAGACUUGAGUCGAAAAGUAUGUACCACUUCUGAGAUGGAGGAAGAAAAGCCACACAGUUUUGGUGAUGUUAAAAGCCAAGAAGGAAACCGCUGCUCUCCUGAUUUACAAACCAUAAAAGAAGUGCAGCUGGAGAGCUCUGUUGUGCGUGCAUCGGCAUUGCCAAGAGAUGAGAGAUUUGAAGACUGCUGUAGUGAUUUCCCAAAGCGUUUGGAAUAUAUUGCUGGAUCAAGAGAAGUCAUUGCUGGAGAUAGCUCGAUGGAAAAAUUUUCCAGUGAACUGCAGCAGUGUUCGUGGCACACGGAAAAAAUGCAUGAGUAUUUAGCUUUCCUUCAAGAUAUGAAGCCUCCUUUAGACAACCUUGAGUCUGUGGGUAACAAUCUAGAAGCUUUGAAGAAUCAACUUAAACAGCUGGAGACAUUUGAGUUGAGACUGUCUCCAAUUGCUGUGAUUUUAAGAAAGGAUAUGAAAUUGGCAGAAGAUUUCUCAAAGUCUCUUCCCAGUGAUUUUCCUAGAAGAUAUCUUGAAGAAUUGCGUGUGAGCCACCAGAGUUUGCAGACUGCCUUUUCUUCCCUGAGCACUGUGUCUUCAGAAAGAAUGGAGCAGAUCAAGCUUGCAGUUGACUCUGAAAUGUCCAAACUAGAAGUUACUUAUGAAGAAUUUCUCCAUAAACUUAAGUCAUUCUCAGACUUGAUAACAGAGAGGAGCAGAUCUCUGAAGAAUAUUGAGACCCAGAAGCCUGAAGACACUGAACAUGUAAAUAAAAAUUUGGAGUUUCUUAAGGCUAUGUUAAGAGACCUGGGGCAUACCAGAGCGCAACUGGAGACUACUGCCUUCGAUGUGCAGUUCUUCGUUUCUGAAUAUGCACAAGAUCUGUCUCCCAACCAAAGCAAACAACUGCUGCGGCUCUUAAACGCAACUCAGAAGUAUUUUCUCGAUGUGCAGGAAUCAGUAACUAUGCAGGUGGAACGUUUAGAGAUACAGUUACAGCUAGGACGAGAUCUUGAUGAUCAGAAGACGGUGGCAGAACGGCAGCAGGAGUACAAAGAGAAGCUCCAGGGGAUAUGUGAUCUUCUCACCCAGACCGAAAACCGCCUCAUCGGUCACCAAGAGGCCUUUGUGAUUGGAGAUGGCACAGUUGAGUUAAAGAAGUACAAGUCGGAGCAAGAGGAAUUACAGAAAGAUAUGCAAAGAAGUGCACAAGCAUUGGCAGAAAUAGUGAAAAACACAGAGAACUUCUUAAAAGAGAGUGGUGAAAAGCUGUCAGAAGACGAUAAGGCUUUGAUUGAACAAAAACUUAGUGAAGCCAAGAUAAAAUGUGAGCAGCUUAAUUUGAAGGCAGAACAGUCGAAAAAGGAGCUGGAUAAAGUUGUGAAGACAGCAAUCAAAGAAGAAACGGAAAAGGUUGCAGCUGUGAAGCAGCUGGAAGAGAGCAAAAUCAAAAUAGAAAAUCUUCUGGACUGGUUGUCAGAUAUGGACAAUGGCUCGGAAAGGGCGGGGACAGAGCACAAACAGGUCAUUGAACAGAACGGGACCCACUUGGACGAAGGCGAUGGCAGGUCGGUGAUAGGGGAGGAGGAUGACGUUAACGGGAACCUGCUGGCGGCUGACCUUGAGGAGCGCGUGGGAGGCACUGAGGAGAAUCUGAACCGGCAGUACCAGAAGAUCAAGGCUCAGCACGAGAAGAUCGUCUCCCAGCACCAGGCGGUCAUCAUUGCCACACAGUCCGCCCAAGCCUUGCUCGAGACACAGGGCCACUAUCUCUCUCCUGAGGACAAGGAGAAACUGCAGAAGAACAUGAAGGAGCUGAAAGCACAUUAUGAAGUGACACUGGCCAAGUCAGAGAAGAAAAUGAAGUUAACGCACUCCCUGCAAGAGGAGUUAGAAAAGUUUGCUGCUGAUUAUGGCGAGUUUGAGCACUGGCUGCAGCACUCAGAGCAAGAGCUUGAGAACCUGGCGGCGGGGGCGGACGACCUCGGGGGCCUGCCGACCGCGCUGGGCGGGCAGAAGAGCUUCUCCGAGGACGUUAUUUCUCACAGAGGUGACUUGCGCUACAUCACCAUUUCUGCAAACAGGGUAUUGGAAGCUGCCAAAUUGUGCAGUAAGAGAGAGGGCAGCAAAGUUGACAAGGAUGACGUGGACACAUCUGCCACCCACAGAGAAGUCCAGGGCAAGCUCGAUCAUGCCACGGAUCGGUUUAGGACUCUCUACUCCAAGUGUAAUGUUCUUGGAAAUAAUCUUAAAGACCUAGUGGAUAAAUACCAACACUAUCAGGACGUGUCCUGUGGACUUCGGUCUGCACUGCAGGCUUCGGAGGCCCUGGCCAGCAGACAGUUACUUGAACCUGUUGCUGUGGACCCCCAGAAUCUACAGAGGCAGUUAGAAGAGACCAAGGCUCUGCAAGGACAGAUAUCAAGUCAUCAGGGUGCUGUUGAGAAACUGAGAAAAACAGCAGAAGCGCUGUUAGAUGCAAGGGGUUCCUUACUUCCUGCCAAGAAUGACAUUCAAAAAACUCUGGAUGACAUCGUUGGGAGAUACGACGAUCUGUCCAAGUCUGUUAAUGAACGGAAUGAAAAGCUCCAGAUAACCCUGACCCGCUCCCUGAGUGUGCAGGACGGCCUGGAUGAGAUGCUGGGCUGGCUGGCCGGUGUGGAGAGUUCCCUGCAGGAGCAGGGCCAGGUGCCCUUAAACUCUGCUGCCCUUCAGGAUCUCAUCAGCAAAAACACUAUGCUGGAACAGGAUAUUGCAGGUCGUCAGAGCAGUAUUAAUGCCAUCAAUGAAAAAGUGAAGAAAUUUAUGGAAACAACAGACCCAUCCACUGCUUCCUCACUGCAGGCUAAAAUGAAGGACCUGUCUGUGAGGUUUUCAGAAGCCAGUCAGAAACACAGAGAAAAACUUGCCAAGAUGGAGGAGCUGAAAACCAAAGUAGAACGGUUUGAAAGCCUCUCCGGAAAGCUCCAGACAUUUUUAGAAACAAAAACUCAGGCUCUCACUGAGGUGGAUGUGCCGGGAAAAGAUGUUACUGAAUUGUCACAGUAUAUGCAGGAGUCAACUUCUGAAUUCUUAGAACACAAGAAAGAUCUUGAAGCUUUACAUAAUCUCUUGACGGAGAUAUCCAGCCAUGGCUUACCAGGUGAUAAGGCUUUGGUUUUUGAAAAAACAAAUAAUUUGUCUAAAAAAUUCAAAGAAAUGGAGGAUACCAUCAAAGAAAAAAAAGAAGCUGUAACGUCUUGUCAAGAACAACUGGAAGCUUUCCAAGUCCUUGUUAAAUCGCUAAAGUCAUGGAUAAAAGAAACGACAGCACAGGUUCCCAUCCUGCAGCCCUCCUUUGGUGCAGAAGAUCUAGAAAAAUCUCUGGAAGAAACAAAGAAAUUACAAGAAAAGUGGCGUUUAAAAGCACCAGAGCUUCAGAAAGCAAGCAGCAGCGGCAUCUCACUGUGUAACCUCAUAAGCGCAGUGACCACUCCGGCGAGGGUGAUCGCGGCAGUGAAGUCAGGUGGAGUAAUAUUAAAUGGUGAAGGAACCGACAAAAAUACACAGGACUUUUUGACAAAUAAAGGUUUAAAAUCUGUUCAAAAGGACAUGACUGACAUAAGUCACGGUUAUGAAGACCUUGGCCUCUUACUCAAGGACAAGAUAGCUGAAUUGAGCACUAAGCUCUUCAGACUGCAGAAGGCUCAGGAAGAGUCAAGCUCAAUGAUGCAGUGGUUAGAGAAAAUGAACAAGACUGCGGCGCGAUGGCACCAGACGCCGGCACCUGCCGACACUGAAGCUGUGAAGACUCAGUUUGAGCAGAAUAAGUCAUUUGAGGCAGAACUGAAGCAAAAUGUAAACAAAGUGCAGGAGUUGAAGGACAAACUGACUGAGCUGUUGGAAGAGAACCCAGAUAUUCCUGAGGCCCCCAAAUGGAAGCAGAUGCUGACAGAAAUAGAUUCUAAGUGGCAAGAACUCAACCAAUUAACAGUUGAUAGACAACAAAAGCUGGAAGAAUCCUCCAAUAAUCUAACCCAAUUCCAGACUGUGGAAGCUCAGUUAAAACAGUGGCUUGUGGAAAAAGAGUUGAUGGUCAGUGUGCUUGGGCCCUUGUCCAUCGACCCAAAUAUGCUGAACACACAAAAGCAGCAGGUACAGAUUCUGUUGCAAGAAUUUGACACCCGGAAACCUCAGUAUGAGCAGCUCAGGACAGCCGGCCAGGGUAUUCUGAGCAGGCCUGGAGAAGACCCUUCUUUGCACAAGGCUGUGAAAGAGCAGCUGGCAGCUGUGACCCAGAAGUGGAACAGCCUCACAGGACAGCUGGGGGACAGAUGUGACCGGAUCGACCAGGCCAUCGUCCAGAGCACGCAGUAUCAGAGCCUGCUGCGAAGCCUCUCGGAGAAGCUGAGUGAGCUGGAGAGGAAGCUCAGCGGCCUGGCUGCAAGCACCCGAGCCGAUGCUGUAAACCAGCAGCUGGAAGCAGCCCAGAGGCUGAUGCAGGAAAUAGAGCAGGAAAGAGCACAGAUAAGCACGGCCCAGGCGCUCUGUGAGGGCCUGUCAGCGCUGGUGAAAGAGGAGUACCUGAAAGCAGAACUCAGUAGGCAGCUGGACAGCAUCUUAAAAUCAUUUAAAGAUACUGAGCAGAAAGCAGAAAACCUUGUCCAGCACCUUCAGUCAGCCUGUGCAAGCUCUCAUCAAUUUCAGCAGAUGUCUAGAGAUUUUCAGGCUUGGCUGGAUACAAAGAAAGAAGAGCAAAAGAAGUCUCAUCCAAUAUCAGCCAAACUCAAAGUCUUAGAAUCGUUAAUUAAAGAUCAGAAAGACUUCAGUAAAACUUUAGCUGCCGAGUCUAAUAUUUAUGAAAAAACCAUUGCAGAAGGUGAAAAUCUGUUACUGAAAACACAAGGGUCUGAGAAGACCGCCUUACAGCUACAUCUCACCACAAUUAAAAACAAUUGGGAUGGAUUUAGUAAGCAAGUGAAAGAAAGAGAGGACAAGUUAAAAGAUGCAUUUGAGAAAGCCCUCAAGUACAAAGAACACGUGGAGACUCUCCGGCCAUGGGUGGACAAAUGUCAGAACAACCUGGAGGAAGUGAAGUUUUGUUUGGAUCCUGCUGAAACAGAGACUUCUGUUUCCAAGUUGAAGUCUUUGCAGAAGGAAAUGGACCAGCACUUUGGUAUGGUAGAACUGCUGAACAACACAGCCAAUAGCCUGCUCAGUGUCUGUGAAGUAGAUAAAGAGGUGGUUACAGAUGAGAAUAAAGCACUGAUCCAGAAGGUGGACACAAUCACUGAACAACUUCAUAAGAAGAAGUUCUCUCUGGAAAACAUGGCCCAGAAGUUUAAAGAAUUUCAAGAAGUUUCUAAAGAAGCCAAUAGGCAGCUUCAGUAUGCAAAGGAACAGUUGGAUGUCCAUGAUUCCCUGGGGCCCCAGGCUCACAGUAACAAAUGCCUGACCAUGCUGCAGGCUCAGCAGAAAGCGCUGCAGACCUUGAAGCACCAGGUAGACUUGGCCAAAAGGCUUGCUCAGGAUCUUGUGGUAGAAGCCUCAGACUCAAAGGGAACCUCUGACAUUUUAUUACAAGCAGAAACCUUAGCUCAAGAGCAUAGCACACUAAGUCAGCAGGUUGAUGAAAAAUGUUCAUUCUUAGAAACCAAGCUUCAGGGCAUUGGACAUUUCCAGAAUACCAUCCGAGAAAUGUUUUCUCAGUUUGCAGAGUUUGAUGAUGAACUGGAUAGCAUGGAUCCAGUGGGGAGGGAUGUAGAAACAUUGAAAAUGCAAAAGGAGGCUAUAAAAACCUUUCUGAAGAAACUAGGAGCCCUCAUCGCAAGCAAUGACAAUGCCAAUAAAACCUGCAAGAUGAUGCUGGCCACAGAGGAGGCCUCCCCGGACCUCGUUGGAAUCAAGAGGGACUUGGAGGCCUUAAGCAAACAGUGCAACAAGUUACUGGACCGAGCACACACUAGAGAAGAGCAGGUUGAAGGGAUGCUUGAGCGUCUUGAAGAAUUCUAUAGUAAAUUUCAAGAGUUUUCUACUCUGCUUCAGAAAGCUGAAGAACAUGAAGAGUCACAAGGUCCUGUUGGGAUGGAGAUAGAGACAAUUAAUCAACAGCUUGCUGUAUUCAAGGUUUUCCAAAAGGAAGAAAUAGAACCCUUGCAGGUUAAACAUCAAGAUGUAAACUGGUUGGGUCAAGGGCUGAUUCAGAGCGCUGCUAAAAACACCAGCACUCAGGGCUUGGAGCAUGACCUGGAAGGUAUCAGUGCUCGGUGGAAAGCUCUCAAUAAGAAGGUGGCUCAGCGAGCAGCCCAGAUGCAGGAGGCUCUGCUGCGCUGCGGGAGGUUCCAGGAUGCCUUGGAGUCCCUGCUCAGCUGGAUGGCGGACACCGAGGAGCUUGUGGCCAAUCAGAAGCCCCCAUCCGCCGAGUUCAAGGUGGUGAAGGCCCAGAUGCAAGAGCAAAAGCUUCUGCAGAAAUUGCUGGAUGACCGCAAAUCUACAGUGGAGGUAAUCAAACGAGAAGGAGAAAAAAUCGCUGCAACAGCAGAACCUGCAGACAAAGUGAAAAUCCUCAAGCAGCUGAGUCUCCUCGAUAGUAGAUGGGAGACUUUGCUUAAUAAAGUUGAGACAAGGACUCGUCAGUUGGAAGGUAUCUCGGUUGUAGCCCAGCAAUUUCAUGAAACCUUAGAACCACUGAAUGAGUGGCUCACCACCAUAGAAAAGAGGCUGGCAAACUGUGAUCCCAUAGGAACCCAAGCAUCGAAACUUGAGGAACAGAUUGCUCAGCACAAAGCUUUAGAAGAUGACAUCAUCAGUCACAGUAAACAUUUACACCAGGCUGUUAGCAUUGGCCAGUCCUUAAAGGUUUUGAGCUCCAGGGAGGAUAAAGAGAUGGUGCAGAAUAAAUUAAACUGCUCUCAAGUGUGGUACAUUGAGAUUCAAGAGAAAAGCCGCGGCAGGUCUGAGCUGCUCCAGCAGGCCCUGUGUAAUACUAAGAUUUUUGGGGAAGAUGAAGUGGAGCUGAUGACCUGGCUAAACGAAGUACAUGACACACUGAGCAAGCUCUCAGUCCCAGAUUGCAGCCCUGAGGGCCUCGGGGAGCAGCAGGCUGAACUGCGGGUUCUACAAGAGGACAUCCUGCUCAGGAAACAAAACGUAGAUCAGGCGUUACUCAAUGGCUUAGAACUUCUCAAGCACACCACAGGUGAUGAAGUUUUAAUAAUUCAAGAUAAACUGGAAACCAUUAAAGCAAGGUACAAAGACAUCACCACGCUGAGCACCGAUGUUGCCAAGACGCUGGAGCAAGUGCUGGAGCUCUCCCGGCGGCUGCACUCCACGCACCAGGAGCUGUGCGUGUGGCUGGACAGAGUGGAGGUGGAGUUACUGUCCUACGAGACUCAGGCUCUGAAGGGAGAAGCAGCAAACCAGGCACACACGAGACAGAAAGAGCUAAACAAGGAAGUUAAGAACAACAAAGCUUUACUGGAUUCCCUUAAUGAAGUAAGCAGCGCUUUGCUGGAAUUGGUACCGUGGAGGGCGAGAGAGGGCCUGGGGAAGAUGGUGGCAGAGGACAACGAGCGCUACCAGGCCGUGAGCAGCACCGUCACCCAGAAGGUGGAGGAGAUCGAUGCCGCCAUUCUGCGGUCCCAGCAGUUUGACCAAGCUGCUGAUGCUGAGUUAUCUUGGAUUACUGAAACAGAGAAAAAAUUGAUGGCUCUGGGUGACAUCAGGCUUGAGCAAGACCAGACCUCUGCUCAGCUGCAGGUUCAAAAGACGUUCACCAUGGAGAUUUUGAGGCACAAGGAUAUUAUUGAUGAACUUGUUAAAUCUGGAGAUAAAAUCAUGGCCACAUGCAGUGAAGAGGAAAAGCAAUCAAUGAAGAACAAACUGGACAAGGUAUUGAAAAACUAUGAUGCCAUCUGCCAGAUAAACUCAGAGAGAUACCUGCAGCUGGAGCGGGCGCAGUCCCUUGUUAACCAGUUCUGGGAGACAUACGAAGAACUCUGGCCAUGGCUGACAGAAACACAGAGGAUCAUCUCUCAGCUUCCUGCUCCAGCCCUUGAGUAUGAAACUUUAAGGCAGCAGCAGGAAGAACACCGGCAACUGCGAGAGUUGAUCGCCGAACACAAGCCACACAUAGAUAAGAUGAACAAGACUGGGCCACAGUUACUGGAAUUGAGCCCAGGGGAAGGCUUUUCUAUUCAAGAGAAGUAUGUGGCAGCUGAUACCCUUUACAGUCAAAUUAAAGAAGAUGUUAAAAAGCGCGCCGUGGCCCUGGAUGAAGCCAUGGCUCAAUCAACUCAGUUCCAUGACAAGAUUGACCAGAUCCGUGAGAGCCUGGAGCGUGUUGUAGAGCGUCUGAGGCAGCCGCCAUCCAUCUCUGCUGAGGUGGAGAAGAUAAAGGAGCAGAUCAGUGAAAACAAGAAUGUGUCGGUAGACAUGGAGAAGCUGCAGCCAUUGUACGAAACUCUUAAGCUGAGGGGAGAGGAAAUGAUCGCUAGAUCUGGGGGUGCCGAUAAAGACGUGUCUGCCAAAGCUGUUAGGGAUAAGCUUGACCAAAUGGUUUUCAUUUGGGAGAACAUACACACGCUGGUGGAAGAAAGGGAAGCCAAACUACUGGACGUUAUGGAACUAGCAGAAAAGUUCUGGUGCGACCACCUGGCUCUCGUGGUUACUACUAAAGAUACUCAAGAUCUCAUUCGGGACCUGGAAGAUCCUGGAAUUGACCCCUCAGUAGUAAAACAGCAGCAAGAAGCAGCAGAGGCCAUACGGGAAGAGAUAGAUGGGCUUCAGGAAGAGCUGGACAUGGUCGUUAACCUGGGCUCGGAGCUCAUCGCUGCGUGCGGGGAGCCGGAUAAGCCCAUUGUCAAGAAGAGCAUAGAUGAGCUAAAUUCAGCAUGGGAUUCUCUAAACAAGGCUUGGAAAGAUCGAACUGACCGACUGGAGGAGGCUAUGCAGACCGCUGUGCAGUACCAGGAUGGGCUGCAGGCAGUAUUCGACUGGAUGGAUAUUGCAGGUGGAAAAUUAGCAUCAAUGUCUCCAAUUGGAACAGAUCUUGAGACUGUCAAGCAGCAGAUUGAAGAGCUAAAGCAAUUUAAGUCGGAGGCUUACCAACAACAGAUAGAAAUGGAGAGGCUGAACCAUCAAGCAGAACUUUUACUGAAGAAAGUAAAGGAGGAGAGCGACAAGCACACUGUUCAAGACCCACUAAUGGAGCUGAAGCUGAUAUGGGACAGCCUGGACGAGAGAAUUGUCAACCGGCAGCACAAGUUGGAGGGUGCGCUGCUGGCCCUGGGGCAGUUUCAGCAUGCGCUAGACGAGCUCUUGGCGUGGCUGACACACACGGAGGGCUUGCUGAGUGAGCAGAAGCCCGUUGGCGGUGACCCGAAAGCCAUUGAAGUUGAACUUGCCAAACAUCACGUGCUCCAAAAUGAUGUCUUAGCCCAUCAGUCCACGGUGGAAGCUGUCAAUAAAGCAGGAAGUGAUCUAAUUGAAUCAAGCGCAGGAGAAGAAGCAAGCAACCUUCGGCACAAGCUGGAGGUUUUAAAUCAGCGUUGGCAGAACGUUUUGGAGAAAACCGAACAAAGGAAGCUGCAGCUAGACAGUGCCUUGCGCCAGGCCAAAGGCUUCCAUGGUGAAAUUGAGGAUCUGCAGCAGUGGCUGACUGACACGGAGCGUCACCUGCUGGCAUCGAAGCCUCUGGGCGGUCUACCGGAAACGGCCAAGGAGCAGCUGAGCACCCACAUGGAAGUCUGUGCUGCGUUUGACAUUAAAGAAGAAAUAUACAAGAACCUGAUGCAGAAAGGCCAGCAGAUGCUUGCAAGAUGCCCCAAAUCUGCAGAGACAAAUGUUGAUCAAGAUAUAAAUAACUUGAAAGAAAAAUGGGAAUCAGUGGAAACAAAACUCAACGAAAGGAAAGCUAAACUGGAAGAGGCCCUCAGCUUGGCCGUGCAGUUCCACGACUCCUUGCAGGACUUCAUCAGCUGGCUCACCCAGGCGGAGCAGACCCUGAAUGUGGCUUCCCCGCCAAGUCUUAUCUUGGACACAGUCUUGUUUCAGAUUGAUGAGCACAAGGUCUUUGCCAAUGAAGUCAAUUCUCAUCGUGAGCAAAUCAUAGAGCUGGACAAAACUGGAACCCACUUAAAGUAUUUCAGCCAGAAGCAAGAUGUUGUCCUCAUUAAGAAUCUACUAAUCAGUGUGCAGAGUCGAUGGGAAAAAGUCGUUCAGCGGUUAAUAGAAAGAGGAAGAUCACUGGAUGAGGCAAGGAAGAGAGCCAAGCAGUUCCACGAGGCAUGGAGUAAACUUAUGGAGUGGCUUGAAGAGUCAGAAAAUUCUCUGGAUUCUGACCUGGAAAUUGCCAAUGAUCCAGACAAAAUAAAAACACAGCUUGCACAACAUAAGGAGUUUCAGAAAUCACUGGGAGCCAAACAUUCCGUCUAUGAUACCACCAACCGAACUGGACGCUCACUGAAGGAGAAAACCUGCCAGGCUGAUGACAACCUGAAGCUGGAUGACAUGCUGAGUGAACUCAGAGACAAGUGGGACACCAUCUGCGGAAAGUCUGUGGAGAGACAAAACAAACUGGAGGAAGCACUGUUAUUCUCUGGGCAAUUCACAGAUGCCCUGCAGGCCCUCAUUGAUUGGCUGUAUAGGGUUGAACCCCAGCUGGCAGAAGACCAACCUGUCCAUGGGGACAUUGAUUUGGUGAUGAAUCUGAUCGAUAAUCACAAGGUUUUCCAAAAAGAGCUGGGAAAGAGGACCAGCAGUGUACAAGCGCUGAAGCGCUCUGCCCGGGAGCUUAUAGAAGGCAGCCGCGAUGACUCCUCCUGGGUCAAAGUCCAGAUGCAGGAGCUGAGCACACGCUGGGAGAGCGUGUGUGCACUGUCUAUCUCAAAGCAGACGCGGCUAGAAGCAGCCCUGCGUCAGGCGGAAGAAUUCCACUCGGUGGUCCACGCCCUCCUGGAGUGGCUGGCUGAGGCAGAGCAGACCCUGCGUUUCCAUGGUGUUCUCCCAGAUGAUGAGGAUGCUCUUCGAACUCUCAUUGACCAGCAUAAGGAAUUCAUGAAGAAACUGGAAGAAAAAAGAGCUGAACUCAAUAAAGCCACCAGUAUGGGUGAUGCGGUUCUGGCCAUCUGCCACCCAGAUUCCAUCACCACCAUUAAGCACUGGAUAACCAUCAUCCGGGCCAGGUUUGAGGAGGUACUGGCCUGGGCCAAGCAGCAUCAGCAGAGAUUAGCCAGUGCUCUGGCUGGACUCAUUGCUAAGAAGGAGUUGUUGGAAGCUUUGCUGUCUUGGUUGCAGUGGGCUGAAGCCACACUCAGUGAAAAGGACAAAGAAGACAUCCCCCAGGAGAUCGAGGAGGUGAAGGCGCUCAUCGCAGAGCACCAGUCUUUCAUGGAAGAAAUGACCAGGAAACAGCCCGAUGUGGAUAAAGUCACCAAGACCUACAAGCGGAGAGGAGCGGAUCCUCCCUCCUUGCAGUCCCACAUUCCAGUCCUGGAUAAGGGCCGAGCAGGAAGAAAACGCUUCCCAGCAUCCAGUUUGUAUCCUUCUGGAUCCCACACACAAAUCGAAACCAAGAACCCCAGGGUAAACCUGCUGGUGAGCAAAUGGCAGCAAGUCUGGCUCCUCGCGUUGGAAAGGAGAAGGAAGCUCAAUGACGCCUUGGACAGGCUGGAAGAGCUGAGGGAAUUUGCUAACUUUGAUUUUGAUAUUUGGCGAAAAAAAUACAUGCGGUGGAUGAACCACAAGAAAUCUCGAGUGAUGGACUUCUUCAGGAGAAUUGAUAAAGAUCAGGAUGGGAAGAUAACCCGGCAAGAGUUUAUUGAUGGAAUUCUUUCUUCAAAAUUCCCGACGAGUCGCCUGGAGAUGAGCGCGGUUGCAGACAUCUUCGACAGAGACGGCGACGGCUACAUUGACUACUACGAAUUUGUAGCAGCUCUUCACCCAAAUAAGGAUGCUUACAAGCCCGUCACAGACGCUGACAAGAUUGAAGAUGAGGUCACAAGGCAGGUAGCUAAGUGUAAGUGUGCAAAGCGAUUUCAAGUUGAACAGAUCGGUGAUAACAAAUACAGGUUCUUCCUGGGAAAUCAGUUUGGAGACUCCCAGCAGCUGCGGCUGGUUCGGAUCCUGCGAAGUACUGUGAUGGUUCGUGUUGGAGGCGGAUGGAUGGCACUUGAUGAGUUCUUAGUGAAAAAUGAUCCUUGCAGGGUUCAUCAUCAUGGGAGUAAAAUGUUACGUUCGGAAUCAAACUCUUCAAUUACUACUACUCAGCCUACUAUAGCUAAAGGAAGGACCAACAUGGAACUGCGUGAGAAGUUCAUCUUGGCAGACGGCGCCAGCCAGGGCAUGGCUCCUUUCCGACCCCGGGGCCGCAGAUCCCGGCCCUCCUCUCGGGGAGCUUCACCUAACAGAUCAACUUCUGUGUCCAGCCAGGCUGGUCAAGGGGCCUCCCCGCAGGUCCCUGCCACAAGUACACCCAAGGGCACACCCAUCCAGGGCAGCAAGCUGCGGCUUCCGGGGUACUUAUCAGGGAAAGGCUUCCACUCUGGGGAGGACAGUGGCUUGAUCACCACGGCUGCUGCCCGGGUGCGCACACAGUUCGCCGAUCCCAAGAGGACUCCCAGCCGACCCGGAAGCCGCGCGGGGAGCAAAGCCGGCAGCAGGGCCAGCAGCCGCAGAGGCAGCGAUGCAUCUGACUUCGACAUCUCGGAGAUCCAGUCUGUGUGUUCAGAUGUGGAGCCGGUCCCCCAGACACACAGACCUGCACCCCGAGCAGGCCCUCGGCCUUCCACAGGAAAGCCUUCCAAGAUCCCCACGCCUCAGAGGAGAUCACCUGCCAGCAGACUGGACAAGUCCUCCAAGAGAUAGUGCAGUCCGCCCCUGUGGGCCUUGCCUGAACAUUUCUUAUUUAAGUGUGAACAGUGUAAAGUAUGAUGUAGAAAUUCUUGUGAAAUAUCCCAAGAGAUGAGUUUAAAAUUCUGCAAAUGGCCUUAUCUGUGUAUAUGCCUUUUUAUUUGAUCUGUAUCAUUUUUUGGUCAGAUAUUUCGGGGCUGAAGUCACAUCAUAUGUGACGGGGAAAGAGUCUGAUGUGAGCUAACAUUUCCACACCUAAUGUGUACACUAAGCGUACACCAAGUCAGUUACCAUCUACAGGUAAGUCUCUGUUCUCUCUGACAGCCACAGCACUACAUUGAUAGUUGACACUAAGGACACCCCAUGAUGGGUUUUCUUGUUUUCUGUGGAAAUCCCAAACAGCCGGAAGACAUAGACCAAGGAUAUAUUUUAAGAUGAUUUAAAUGUAAAAUUCUGAUGGCAGCAAGACAAACACAUCCACACACAGUUCUUUAAGCAGUAUCGGUCAGAGAACUCACAGGCGUUUACUUCAAGCACUUGACGGUACCGUAAUACUCUAGUGUGGGGCAGCUUUUCUGUGCUGAGGCUUCAAAGGAAGCCAGCCGAAGUGUCCUAGGUUGGAGGCCCAUUACACUGCGAGAACGUGGCCUUCAAGUGUAAUCGUAUAAAUGUGAGGCUUCCCUUUGCUUGAGUGCGCAGUAGCCCCUGUACCAUUGAACUCAUUUUGUAACAAAGCGGUUUUUGCUUGCAAAAGCUAUAAAAUAAAAACAUGUCCCUUAACUA
Octodon degus (degu) is the source of this 26549-nucleotide messenger RNA. It is a transcript of the gene Dst, whose product is annotated as dystonin. Gene Ontology annotation, molecular function: structural molecule activity; microtubule binding; calcium ion binding. Gene Ontology annotation, biological process: wound healing; hemidesmosome assembly; intermediate filament bundle assembly. The coding region runs from base 123 to 25781 and encodes 8552 amino acids. The record is from RefSeq and is a predicted model, not a curated record. Gene Ontology annotation, cellular component: keratin filament; cytoskeleton; hemidesmosome. The transcript is spliced from 96 exons. Lineage: Eukaryota; Metazoa; Chordata; Mammalia; Rodentia; Octodontidae.